This is a messenger RNA of Vicia faba (fava bean), 798 nucleotides long. Lineage: Eukaryota; Viridiplantae; Streptophyta; Magnoliopsida; Fabales; Fabaceae. The record is from the annotation of a GenBank genome assembly.
AUGGGUAAUAGUAACAUUGUUGUGGUUUUCGACUUUGAUAAAACCAUAAUCGAUUGUGACAGUGAUAAUUGGGUUGUUGAUGAGUUAGGUUUCACUGAUUUGUUCAAUCAACUCUUUCCUAUCAUGCCAUUCAACAAACUCAUGGAUAGGAUGAUGAUGGAGCUUCAUUGUAAUGGAAAAACAAUUGAAGACAUUGUUGAAGUUUUGAAGAGAGUUCCUAUACACCCUAGAAUGAUCCCUGCCAUUAAAGCAGCAAAUGCUUUAGGGUGUGAUUUGAGGAUUGUUAGUGAUGCAAACACGUUUUUCAUAGAGACAAUUCUCAAUAACCUUGGAAUUAGAGAAUGCUUCUCUGAGAUUAACACUAAUCCAGGUUAUGUUGAUGAACAAGGAAGAUUAAGAGUUUUGCCAUAUCAUCAUCUCAACCAAACUCCUCAUAGAUGUAACCUCUGCCCUAUAAACAUGUGCAAGGGUCUGAUAAUAAAUAGAAUCCAAGAUUGUUUUCCAUGUGAAGAGAACAAAAGGUUUAUCUAUCUUGGUGAUGGUAGUGGAGAUUAUUGUCCAAGCUUGAAUCUAAAAGAAAAAGACUUUGUGAUGCCGAGGAAGAAUUUUCCGGUAUGGGAUUUGAUUUGCAAAGAUCCAUCUCUUGUGAAAGCUCAAAUUUAUGAAUGGGGUGAUUGGGAAGAACAAGAAAGGAUUUUGCAUGAAUUGAUCAACAAAAUUUCAAUGGAAGAAACUGCUCAAUUCAAGAAGAUGACUCCAUCCUUCUCUGGUCAUGAAGCUUUACCUGUUAUGCUAUAA